AUGGUCCAAAUUAUUCUGAAAUUCAUGAAAAUAUCUGGAAAGCUAUUCCCAUUUGAAAAUGAAUGUCAGCCAUCUUUUCAUCUAAAGACAGGAGAAUUCCUGAGUUUUGCUGAUGACUUACUCUCUGGCCUGGGCACAUCUUGUGUAGCAGCUGGUCGAAGCCAUGGAGAGGUCCCUGAAGUCAGUAUCUACUCGGUCAUCUUCAAGUGUCUGGAGCCUGACGGUCUCUACAAGUUCACUCUAUAUGCUGUGGAUACACGAGGGAGGCACUCAGAGCUAAGCACGGUGACCCUGAGGACGGCCUGUCCACUGGUAGAUGACAACAAGGCAGAAGAAAUAGCUGACAAGAUCUACAAUCUGUACAAUGGGUACACAAGUGGAAAGGAGCAGCAGAUGGCCUACAACACCCUGAUGGAGGUCUCAGCCUCGAUGCUGUUCCGAGUCCAGCACCACUACAACUCUCACUAUGAAAAAUUUGGUGACUUCGUCUGGAGAAGUGAGGAUGAGCUGGGGCCCAGGAAGGCCCACCUGAUUCUACGGCGGCUGGAGAGGGUGAGUAGCCACUGCUCCAGCCUCCUGCGGAGUGCCUACAUCCAGAGCCGUGUGGAAACGGUGCCCUAUCUUUUCUGCCGCAGUGAGGAGGUCCGGCCUGCAGGCAUGGUGUGGUACAGCAUCCUCAAGGACACCAAAAUCACGUGUGAGGAGAAGAUGGUGUCAAUGGCCCGGAACACGUAUGGGGAGUCCAAGGGCCGGUGAGGGAGGGUAUCGCCCUCCGUGAGCACAGAGACUCUCCAUGGGAGGGGGAGCAGUAUUCUCCUGGAUCCUGGGGCCUGGGUGGGCUGGGGGACAGCUGAGGAUGGGCCUAGCAGAUGAAACUUGCCAGCAAGGCCAAAGCAAAUGGUUUCUCCUGUGGAUAGUGGACAGAGACCUUUGUAACCAAUGGAAUUAUUCAUUUUUCUCUAUCUUUUAUUUUUUCAAAGAUAUUAUUUGACUCUAUCAAAAGUCUCUCCUUUUUAAACCUUUUCUUAUGGAUGGCUGUCAAUCCUGAGGCAGAAGUUUUCAGGUGGAGACCAAGCGGCCUUUGCUCUUCUUCCUCCUUCCUGCCACACUCUGCUUUCUUCCUGCCAUGGACCCCUGGAGGAGACCUAUGGAGGGACAGUUUUGACCUGACCCCUAGAGGAGACAGUUUUGACCUCUUCAGCACCAGGAAGGAAGCUCUGAGGAUGGUUGCAGUGAGGAAGCAUGGGUCUUUAAGGACUUCUCUCUCUUUUUUGCUGGACAUUAUUGAGUUUGUGGGACCCUGCCUCUUCCUGCUACCUGUGAGUCUGCCCAGAGUCCCCUGCAGGCCUGUCCAUGCAUUAAAAAUUCCUAUUGUCUCUCUUU
This is a messenger RNA of Rhinopithecus roxellana (golden snub-nosed monkey), 1383 nucleotides long. Its product is annotated as astrotactin-2-like. Lineage: Eukaryota; Metazoa; Chordata; Mammalia; Primates; Cercopithecidae. The transcript is spliced from 5 exons. The record is from RefSeq and is a predicted model, not a curated record. Gene Ontology annotation, biological process: neuron migration; neuron cell-cell adhesion. Gene Ontology annotation, molecular function: protein binding. The coding region runs from base 1 to 756 and encodes 251 amino acids.